UAUUUUAUGUUUAAGAUGAAAUAGUUGAGGGAUACGUGCACUGAAGUCUGUUUCAUAGAUGAGACAUGGGAAGGCUCAAUAAGUUCCGCUGCUACCGGAAUUUUUCAUUUCAUAAAUAUCAUUUAGUCUUUUAAACAUAAAAAACUGCUUAGAAUUUUCAAUCCAAAUUUCCAACAUUUCUUCAUUUUUUUGAUUUUUAGCUACAUUGAUUAUUUCUUCAUUUGUUGUUCUUGUAAAAUCAUAGUAAUGUUGCUAGGUAAGAAGAAGAAGAAGGGAAAUUGUUUUCAAGUCGACUACAUUGUAAGUGUACUUGAGAUCAAGCCUUGGCCGCCUUCAGUUGCAUUAUGUUCUGUACAAACUGUGUUAAUCCAAUGGGAAAAUGGUGAGCUAAAUUCCGGGUUUUUACCUCCUGGUGUGCCUUCCCUUAAUGGUUUCGAAGAUGGGAAAAUCGAGUUCAACGAGUUCUUUAAACUUCCGGUCACAUUAACGAGCAAAGACAAUUAUAACAAUCAUAAUCAUGGUUUUCAGAAGAAUAACUUGGAGUUUCACUUGUAUGAACCAAAAAAGGAUAAAGCUGUAAAAGGUCAACUUUUAGGUACUGCUGUUAUUAACCUUGCAGAAUUUGGGAUCAUCAGAGAUGUUCAGGCAAUGACAGCACCAAUCGUUAUUACUAAAAAGGUUUCGAAAGGUGCUAAUGCUCUGCCUCUCCUUUAUGUUCAGAUUCAGCCUUUUGAUAAUGAAGGGAUUGAGUCUGUGUUACGAAUGAUGAGCGAGCAAGGUGAUGAUAAUGAAUCCGAGCCUGCUUCUGUCACUGAUGAUGAUGGGUAUGUGUCUGCUAUUUCGAGGACUUCGAGUUUUCGUGCAGGGAAUUCGUCUUCUCGGAUGGAUGAAAUGCUUAACUUUGUCAAUGUGGGUCUGAAUUCGGAGCUAGGGUGUGCUGCAGAGUUACAUGAUAAUGAUGAAGGAAGAACAAGGAGUUUGAUAGAGAAAAAGGAAUACGCGCAUAGUGGGGAAGAUGAUUGGGCCUAUGGAAGGAAGAGCUUAGAAAGCAAUACUAAUGUGUUUGGCAAAUUCUCAGAAGUGGCUACAACAAGAAAACAGACCUCAAGAAGUAUUAGCACUCUAAAAUUUGGGAAAAAGGGGCUUGAUCUGCAAGGUUUUGGUGAUAAAUUGAAGCACAUAAAAUCUAUCAGACUUCCGACGGAUUCUCCAAGGUCCAAUGGUCCUCCUAUUCCUUUGCAUUUAUUUGACAGGGAAAAGGAAGAGAGUUCUGUAAAGGAGGUACAAGUUGAUACCAAAAGUCAGGGAAAAAGUGACAAGAAAGAAAAGAAGAAUGUAAAACCUGAUAAUAGACCUGAACUCGAGUCUAAAAUUAAGAUGCUCGAGGAAGAGUUGAGAGAAGCUGCUGCACUUGAGAUUGGACUGUAUUCAGUGAUAGCCGAGCAUUUGAACUCCAAAAGGAAGGUCCAUGCACCGGCUAGAAGGCUUGCAAGGUUUUAUCGUCAUGUCUGCAGAAUGGAAUCACAAACUAACAGAGCAAGUUCUGCUAGAACAAUAGUUUCAGGAGUUGUUAUGGUUUCUAAGGCUUGUGGAAAUGAUGUCACAAGGCUGACUUUUUGGUUAUCAAACACGAUAAUACUAAGAUCUAUGGUGAGCCAAGUAACUGAAGAUAUCCCUUCUCUCCCUGAACCAAUUCGCACUGAUACUAAAUCUGGAAGAAAGAAGUCGGAGAAAAAAUCUUCCUCGAAUGACUCGAUAGAUAGCUUGGGUGAUUGGGAAGAUCCACACACGUUCAUCAUGGCAUUAGAGAAGGUCGAAGCUUGGAUCUUCUUUCGCAUUGUUGAGGGCAUAUGGUGGCAGAGUUUUAUUCCCCAUAUGCAGCCAGCGAAAAAGAAGAAAAAGGGAAAGAGGCUGACCUCAAGGAAAACUCAGAGAUGGAAAUUUGGUUUGGGGGAUCAAGAACAAGGAAAUUUUUCCAUAGAGCUCUGGAAGAAAGCUUUUCACGAUGCUUGUGAGCGGCUUUGUCCCAUUCGAGCUGGAGGUCAUGAUUGUGGUUGCUUGCCGAUGUUGUCAAAAAUGGUAAUGGAGCAUUUGGUGGAUAGGCUAGAUGUAGCAAUGUUUAAUGCCAUUCUUCGUGACUCGGAAGAGAUGCCAACAGAUCCAAUGUCAGACCCAAUCACUGAACUUAAAGUCCUCCCUAUUCCUGCAGGGAAAUCAAGUUUUGGUGCUGGGGCUCAACUGAAAAAUGCUGUUGGAAGCUGGUCGAAAUGGCUCAGUGAUUAUUUUGGUCUUGAAGAAGAUCACCCGUCAAAGGAUCAGGAUGAAUCCAAUGAAGAAGAUGCCAUCAAGGCUUUCCAUCUCCUUAACGCAUUGGGUGAUCUUAUGAGGCUUCCCCUUGGAAUGCUUGCUGAUGCCACCACAAGGAAGGAGGUAUGUCCAAUAUUUGGCGGAACUCUUCUCAAAAGGGUCUUCACCAAUUUUGAACCGGAUGAUUUCUCUCCGGAUCCCAUUUCAGUGGAGGUUCUUGAGGCUUUUGUAUCUGAGGAUCCUCAUGAGACUACAAAUGAUUAUAUUAUAAGCUUCCCUUGUGCUGCAAAACCAGUUGAAUACUCACCUCUUCCAGCUGCAUUGUUCUCGAGUUUGUUAGGAGAAACUCAGAAGAGAAGCGGGUCGUCAUUACUAAGAAAAGCACAUAACAGUGAUGAUGAGCUGGACAAGCUGAGUGGUACCACUAGCUUUGAUCAAUGUUCAGAACAUUUGCAUUGAAUCUGCCUCGUCGAAACCUAACUGGAUGCCCAAGGGGAAAUGUGGCAGGGAUGUCGUCAGGUAUAAACUCUUGCAGGAAGCAUGGAGAAAUGGCUCCUGAUACUAUCAUGCUAACCUCUGCAGCGAGAGGGAACCGUGAAAACAUUCUCCAUUUUCAAUCUAAUUUGAAAUUUGUUUGAUGCUUAAACAUAUUAAGUGGAGGAUCAAUUCUCCGAAUGGAUGCAACCACUCUUGUUAAGUUAAAUCAAGCAAGACAACGCAGAUUUUCUAACAACUGAUCUGCAAGAUUUUAAAAGUGUUAGUCUACAAAAAAAAAAAGUUGAUCCAGGGUCACAACUACUUCCAGUGUCUAAUUAUUGUACUUCCUUGAAAAUGCCCAAAACUAUGUGGUAGACAACUUAAAGCAAAAGUUCUAUCUAUCUAGCUCAAUGAAAAAUCACUCCCACGUAUCAAAAUUAGGGUAUAAACAAGGAAUUUUGGUAUUUUAUCGACGAAAAAGGAGGGUAGAUAUGGAAUACAUGAUACAUCACUUAGAUUGUAUUUUCUUACCCAAUCCCCGGGAUGAACUAGGAAUUCCCAAUUGUGCUCGUUUAUAUAGGGCUAAACCCACAAGCUCUGUUACUUCUGUAUUUAUCCAAGUUUCAACCAAAUAAUUGGCCCAAGUUUUAUAUUCUAUAUAAUGCUUUUUCUUUUUCUUUUUAAGUAACUACUGUCAAAA
Molecule: messenger RNA, 3484 nt
Organism: Chenopodium quinoa (quinoa)
Lineage: Eukaryota; Viridiplantae; Streptophyta; Magnoliopsida; Caryophyllales; Amaranthaceae
Exons: 8
Coding region: 247-2766 (839 amino acids)
Cellular component (GO): nuclear pore
Source: RefSeq, a predicted model, not a curated record